Messenger RNA from Phytophthora nicotianae INRA-310, 252 nucleotides. RefSeq lists its product as hypothetical. The record is from RefSeq and is a predicted model, not a curated record. NCBI's taxonomy places the organism in Eukaryota, Oomycota, Peronosporomycetes, Peronosporales, Peronosporaceae. Bases 1 to 252 code for a protein of 83 amino acids. The transcript has a single exon.
AUGGAACACUUCUUGAAAAUCUACAGCAAUUGCGCAACAACGUAUAUGCGACUUUAUGGGAAAAGCCCGCAACAUCGCGGCUACAAGCAAUUUAUCCUUGGGAAGGAUGUUUUAACUACUCUUGGAAUUGACGUGGGCUGUCAACUCGAGCAGUUUAAGGAAAGUGAUAUCACUGGUGGCGAAGAUUCUGAUGACAGCAAGAAUGAUCUCGAGUUUGAUGUGGAGUGUGACAACAAGGAGAAUUGCAGUUGA